This is a messenger RNA of Oryctolagus cuniculus (rabbit), 938 nucleotides long. The record is from RefSeq and is a predicted model, not a curated record. NCBI's taxonomy places the organism in Eukaryota, Metazoa, Chordata, Mammalia, Lagomorpha, Leporidae.
AUGGGGCUACAAGAAGUAGAAAUUAGGAGAGUUGAAGAAGCAGGAACGGGCUUUGCUGCGCCUCCGAGUUCCCCGACACUUCUGGAUGCUCUGCUGCAGAACCUGUACGACUCUGGAGAAACAGAAGAAACAGAAUAGAAGAUCAGAAAGAAAAGGGAACACAAGAAAAAAUAUGGGAGUACUGUAGCAUCCUUGGUAGUGGAGGAAGCUCCCCUACCCGGCUCGCUCCUAAGAAGCCAGAAGAAUGCCUCUAGCUUUUUCAAGGAACUCAGAGAAGAGCUGCACUGUGCUCCUGCUGUCACCUUUCCGACCCUGACCCUGACCCUAACCCUAACUCCCAUGAAGAAAACAAGGGAUCGAGUAGAAGUGAUAGGAUUUCACAGCAGACUUAAAAAAAGAAAGCUGAAACAAGAACAAGAGGAGAACACAAAGGCCAAAACUGGUGUCCUUGAGAAAGCUGUGGAUGUGCAAGAAUUUAAUCUAGAAAAGGCUCAUUUGGAAGUACACCGGUUUGGGAUCAUGGGUUAUGGAAAAGGAACAGAAAGAGUCCUGGGUCAGGAACGGGCCAUUAUGCUGGGUGCUAAACCUUCCAAAAAGAGUUAUGUGAAUUACAAGCUUUUGCAGGAACAAAUCAAAGAAAAACAGGCAGCAAAAGAAGAAGAAAAGAAAAUGCCCCAGGACACAGAUAUUAAAAAAAAAAAAAAAAAAGAGGAAAGGGCAAGAAGAAAGAAAUUCAAAAAGAAGUUGGCUCCCAGUAUUUUGUCAAGUGGACGGACUGGACAAGUUGGAAAAUUCACAAAUGGAACAUUGAUUCUGAGCCCAAGUGAUACCAAGAAAAUAAAUUCUUCAAGAGUAGCAAAAAGAGGGGCUGGCGCUGUGGUAUAGUGGGUUAAAGCUCUGGCCUGAAGCACUGGCAUCCCAUAUGGGCACCACUUUGA